Trichomycterus rosablanca is the source of this 4585-nucleotide messenger RNA. It is a transcript of the gene cyfip1, whose product is annotated as cytoplasmic FMR1 interacting protein 1. The transcript is spliced from 31 exons. Gene Ontology annotation, cellular component: neuron projection; SCAR complex; synapse. Gene Ontology annotation, molecular function: small GTPase binding; RNA 7-methylguanosine cap binding. Gene Ontology annotation, biological process: cell morphogenesis; axon guidance; lamellipodium assembly. Bases 201 to 3962 code for a protein of 1253 amino acids. NCBI's taxonomy places the organism in Eukaryota, Metazoa, Chordata, Actinopteri, Siluriformes, Trichomycteridae. The record is from RefSeq and is a predicted model, not a curated record.
AUCCGCCCGCUGUACUUCUGAGGCGCAGCGGCUGGAAAUCAGCGCUUUACACGGUGAACUUUUACUGGAAAUAUAUCGUAGAAACGACGCGGGAUAGGAAGUGUCUCGGAACAGACGUGUAACUCGGACAUAUUCUCUGUAAAUGGAUGUUUAACCCACCGGAACCGACUGAUUCAUUCCUGGGAAAAAGUUAAAGAAUCAUGACGACCUCAGUGUCUUUGGAGGAUGCUCUGUCCAACGUGGACCUGCUGGAGGAGCUUCCCCUUCCUGACCAGCAGCCAUGCAUCGAACCGCUGCCCUCCUCCAUCAUGUACCAGCCCAACUUCAACACCAACUUUGAAGAUCGCAACGCAUUUGUGACUGGCAUCGCCCGCUACAUCGAACAAGCUACAGUUCACUCCAACAUGAAUGAGAUGUUGGAGGAAGGGCAGGAGUAUGCUGUGAUGCUCUACACAUGGAGAAGCUGCUCCAGAGCUAUCCCUCAGGUGAAAUGCAAUGAGCAGCCCAACAGAGUGGAGAUCUAUGAGAAGACGGUCGAGGUGCUGGAGCCGGAAGUCACUAAGCUGAUGAACUUCAUGUACUUUCAGCGUACUGCCAUCGAUCGUUUCUGUGGCGAGGUGCGUCGUCUGUGUCACGCAGAGCGCAGGAAGGACUUUGUGUCCGAGGCUUACCUGUUCACACUGGGCAAGUUCAUCAACAUGUUCGCUGUGCUGGAUGAACUGAAGAACAUGAAGUGCAGCGUCAAAAAUGACCACUCGGCCUACAAACGAGCCGCCCAGUUCCUGAGGAAAAUGUCAGAGCCUGCUUCUAUUCAGGAGUCACAGAACUUAUCUAUGUUCCUGGCCAAUCACAACAAGAUCACUCAGUCCCUACAGCAGCAGCUAGAGGUGAUUAAUGGUUAUGACGAACUGCUGGCUGAUAUUGUUAACCUCUGCGUGGACUACUAUGAAAACAAGAUGUACCUCACACCCAGUGAGAAACACAUGCUGCUGAAAGUGAUGGGAUUUGGUCUGUAUUUAAUGGAUGGAAACAGCAGCAAUAUCUACAAACUGGAUGCUAAGAAGAGAAUCAAUCUCACAAAAAUUGACAAGUUUUUCAAGCAACUGCAGGUUGUGCCGCUCUUUGGAGACAUGCAGAUCGAGCUGUCCCGCUACAUUAAAACCAGCGCUCAUUUCGAAGAAAACAAAUCCAGGUGGUCUUGCACAUCUGCAGGCAGUAGUCCACAGUAUAAUAUCUGUGAGCAGAUGAUUCAGAUCCGGGACGACCACAUGCGUUUCAUCUCCGAGUUGGCCCGCUACAGCAACAGUGAGGUGGUGACUGGUUCUGGACGCCAGGAGGCUCAGAAGUCCGACUCCGAGUACAGGAAGCUGUGUGACCUGGCAUUGCAGGGCCUGCAGCUACUCUCUCAGUGGAGUGUUCAAGUCAUGGAAGUGUAUUCCUGGAAAUUGGUCCAUCCAACUGACAAAUACUCGAACAAGGAAUUCCCAGACAAUGCCGAGGAGUACGAGCGUGCCACUAGAUACAACUACACCAGUGAGGAGAAGUUUGCCCUGGUAGAGGUAAUUGCCAUGAUAAAGGGAUUACAAGUGCUAAUGGGACGUAUGGAGAGUGUGUUCAACCAUGCCAUCAGACACACCAUCUACGCCGCCCUGCAGGACUUUGCCCAGGUCACACUGCGUGACCCGCUUCGUCAAGCCAUCAAAAAAAAGAAGAAUGUUAUACAGAGUGUCCUGCAAGCUAUCCGUAAAACCAUUUGUGACUGGGAGACGGGAAGAGAGCCUCAUAAUGAUCCAGCUCUGCGUGGAGAGAAGGAUCCCAAAGGAGGAUUUGACAUCAAAGUGCCUCGUCGUGCUGUGGGUCCCUCUAGCACUCAGCUCUACAUGGUGAGAACAAUGUUGGAGUCUCUCGUAGCUGAUAAGAGCGGCUCCAAGAAGACUUUGCGCAGUAGCCUGGAAGGCCCCACCAUCAUGGACAUUGAGAGGUUCUUUCGUGAAUCAUUCUUCUAUACUCACCUGCUUAAUUUUAGUGAGACACUGCAGCAAUGUUGUGACCUGUCCCAGCUGUGGUUCAGGGAGUUUUUCCUGGAGUUGACCAUGGGCCGUCGUAUCCAGUUCCCUAUUGAUAUGUCCAUGCCGUGGAUCUUGACGGAUCACAUACUGGAGACUAAGGAGGCCUCAAUGAUGGAGUAUGUGCUGUAUUCUCUGGAUUUAUACAAUGACAGUGCGCACUACGCUCUCACCAAGUUCAAGAAGCAGUUUCUUUAUGAUGAGAUUGAGGCUGAGGUUAACCUGUGCUUUGACCAGUUUGUCUACAAGCUUGCAGACCAAAUCUUUGCCUACUACAAGAUCCAGGCAGGAAGUUUGCUAUUGGAUAAGAGACUUCGGGCAGAAUGUAAGAACCAGGGUGCGCUCAUUCAGUUGCCUUCCACAAAUCGCUAUGAGACACUUCUGAAGCAAAGACAUGUUCAGCUUUUGGGUCGUUCCAUUGACCUAAACCGUCUAAUUACCCAGCGAGUCUCUGCUGCCCUCUACAAGUCCCUUGAGUUGGCCAUUAACCGCUUUGAGAGCGAGGACCUCACUUCCAUAGUGGAGUUGGAGGGCUUGUUGGAGAUCAAUCGAUUGACCCACAAACUCCUCAGUAGAUUUCUGACUCUGGACAGCAUGGAUGCCAUGUUCCGUGAGGCCAACCACAAUGUAUCGGCUCCAUAUGGCAGGAUCACGCUGCAUGUGUUCUGGGAACUCAACUAUGACUUCCUGCCAAACUACUGCUACAACAGCUCCACCAACAGGUUUGUUCGUACUGUGCUGCCCUUUUCUCAGGCGUUCCAGCGAGACAAGCCACCAAAUGCCCAACCUCAGUACCUUUAUGGCUCAAAGUCCUUGAACUUGGCGUACAGUAGUAUAUAUGGCUUCUACCGAAACUUCGUGGGUCCACCUCAUAUCAGAGCUGUGUGCAGACUGCUGGGGUACCAGGGCACUGCUGUAGUGAUGGAGGAGUUGCUCAAGGUCGUCAAAAGCCUGCUUCAGGGCACUAUUCUGCAGUAUGUGAGAACUCUAAUGGAGGUGAUGCCCAAGAUCUGCCGUCUGCCACGCCAUGAAUACGGCUCUCCAGGCAUCCUGGAGUUUUUCCACCACCAGCUGAAGGACAUCGUGGAGUAUGCUGAGCUAAAGACUGUGUGCUUCCAGAACCUGAGGGAGGUGGGCAACGCUGUGCUCUUCUGCCUGCUGAGUGAGCAGAGCCUGUCUCAGGAAGAAGUGUGUGACCUGUUGCAUGCUGCACCUUUCCAAAACAUUCUCCCCAGGGUUCAUGUGAAAGAGGGUGAGCGGCUGGAUGCUAAGAUGAAACGGCUGGAGGCCAAGUACACUGCUCUGCACAUGGUGCCUUUAAUCGAGCGUCUGGGAACACCACAGCAAAUUGCCAUCGCUCGUGAGGGCGACCUACUGACCAAAGAGAGGCUGUGCUGUGGACUGUCCAUGUUCGAAGUGAUCCUCUCCCGCAUCCGUGGUUUCCUGGACGACCCGAUCUGGCGUGGCCCGUUACCAAGCAACGGUGUGAUGCAUGUGGACGAGUGCGUGGAGUUUCACAGACUGUGGAGCGCCAUGCAGUUCGUGUACUGCAUCCCUGUCGGAGCACACGAGUUUACUGUGGAGCAGUGUUUCGGAGAUGGGCUAAACUGGGCAGGCUGCAUGAUCAUCACUUUACUGGGUCAGCAGAGACGCUAUGACAUACUGGACUUCAGUUACCACCUGCUCAAGGUGCAGAAACAUGAUGGCAAGGACGAGAUCAUAAAAAGUGUGCCCUUGAAGAAGAUGGUUGAUCGUAUUCGUAAGUACCAGAUUCUGAACGACGAGAUCUUUGCCAUCCUCAACAAGUACAUGAAAUCUGGGGACGGCGAGAACAUGCCUGUGGAACACGUCCGAUGCUUUCAGCCGCCCAUCCACCAAUCACUGGCGAGCAACUGAGUUUAUGUCACAGGUUGAACCAUUACCAGAUUAAAUUACAUGAUAGUGUUUGUAACACAGCAACACCAGCAAAUCCGAUUUAACAGGCCAGGUUUCAAUUCUUAGGACCACAUACUCUAUUGCAUUGUUUACAGGGCUUCCUAACUACAACCCUGGGUGUUUAUAGAGCCAGUAAAUCUAUUAGUCAGAACUCAACCAACCUGCUUCUGAAGCAUGUACUGACUGUGACAUUUUAUUAAGACAAACCUAAAAUAAUUCCUGUAUUAAGUGGACCGAACGUGUUGCAGUUUUUAACACUGUUUUUCUGUUUGAUUUUUUUUCUUACACACAAUGUGCCUUAUUCAAAUUAAUUUCUUUUGUCUUUUAGUACUAUACUAACAAUUUUCUUUUUUUAUAUACCAGUAACUGAGGGUGGGAAAAUGGCCAGAUAGGUUUUAUCUCAAAUUAUUUAAGUGUGGCUAGAGAUCUGUGGUAUAAAUUCUAUUGGGUGUUGUUGGAAUGUCUGCUUGCAUGAGGCCUUAUUUCUAUCUUUCACAAAAAAUUCAAGAAUACUCCUUUUAAACAUUUCCUUUUGUAUUUGAAUGAUUGUAAUCUGAUUUUAAUUCAAUAAAUAUGUAACAAAU